UGACCGAUGGGCCUGAGAUUGAGCUAAUCGGGAUACACGUUUUCAUGUAAGUAAUACACGAAUAGUACAGGGAACGAAUGCGUCAAAAUGGCCGAAACAGGUGAAGUGAAACAGGGACAACAUAUCCUCGUGAUUUGGUCUGGAAUUACUCCUCCUAAGAAAAUAGAAGAGAUCGUGAUUCAGUUAAAUUCUUCAGUUGGAUCUACGGGUGUGGUUGCCGUCGAGAAUGAGGAAAGACUAAAGUUAUCAUCUCAUCCAGAGUCUUCAUUUGAUGUUGUAUUAUCCGGGAUGAUGCUACCUUCCUUCCUGGUUCAUAGCCUGGACAUUCUGGCCGAAAUUGCCAGAAUUUUAAAGCCCAGUGGAAAGGUGACCCUUGCAGAGCCUGCAGGAACAAGUGGAGAUCUGAGGCCUCCUGAAAAACUGGUUUCUGCACUAAAACUUUCUGGAUUUGUUGAUAUUUCUUGAUUCAGACACUCUUCUUGACGAAGAAGAUUUAAGAAAACCAGAUCCUGCAUCACUUAAAAGUGACUGUGGCACAAAUAAAGCAGGAAAGAAAAAAGCUUGCAAGAAUUGCACAUGUGGCUUGGCUGAGGAACUGGAUCAAGGGAAGAAGCCAGAAAAGGAAACUCUGACGUCGUCAUGUGGAAGUUGCUACUUGGGAGAUGCCUUCCGCUGUGCCAGUUGCCCUUACUUAGGAAUGCCGCCUUUUAAACCAGGAGAAAAGGUUGCACUUACAAGUCGACAGUUAAAAGGAGAUGUGUAUUAAACAAUACGUCCGCAAUUGUAUCUGCAGAAUCUCUGUAGCUGCUAAACACAUCUUCACUGCACUUUAUGGUCUCCAAGUUGUCGAUACAAAGUGGCUCUUUAAACCUGAUGCACAUGGGUACGUUGAUUCUUGGGUGACGGACUUCGUCAGUUGAUGUUGUCGUGAGGUUACUGUAACUUUUGUGCUCCAGACUCAAAGCAAUGUUAAAAUAUAAUUUCCAUUUCAUUUCAUGGUCUAAGGAGUUGUAGUUAGUACUAAAUGAGAAAAUAUGACAUACCUUUCCCCCUGCUUCGGUUGCGCAGGAAACCAAUUUAUUUAAGCAGCCAGUUGUAUUUUGUAUUGAUUUACCGCCGCAAUAAACAACUGGGGAUGUUUGUGAAUAACGAAUCUAACGCGAUUGAUGGAUAACCGUUCAAAGUAUUCAUUCAACGCUCAAAUAGCUUUUACGCUAGUAAAUCAAUUUGAGAGCUCUUGCUUCUAAAUGUUUCACGGUUUUCUGUGGGAUUACUGUUUUUAUAAGCGAUAAGUUUUCACGUAUGAGAAUGUGCGUAUUGUUGUAGUCACGUUAUAAAACUUAAAAAUAAACAGGAAUGAACUUAGUAA
Molecule: messenger RNA, 1369 nt
Organism: Stylophora pistillata
Lineage: Eukaryota; Metazoa; Cnidaria; Anthozoa; Scleractinia; Pocilloporidae
Product: anamorsin homolog
Biological process (GO): iron-sulfur cluster assembly
Cellular component (GO): cytoplasm
Molecular function (GO): iron-sulfur cluster binding
Source: RefSeq, a predicted model, not a curated record